AUGCCCCUCAUCGUUUGCUGCUACAAGAAACCGCCAAAGGCCUUCAUACACAACGCUCCCGGCCGUGGUGGCAUGACAACACGAGCUGUCUCGGUCCUCGAAAACUGCGCUAUCAGCCUCCGUGACGGUGCUGGUGCUUUCGGUAGCCAACGGUGUCCGGUGUUGAGGGCGGGCCGCUGUCGCAAGACGCCCGCUGGGCAAGUGAUCAUCGGGUUCGACUUGUUAGUCCGAGUCGUUCGAUGGGGCCGAGAAAGUGUCGGAGGCUGGGUAGGGAUCCGUCACGGGCGAAACACGGAACCUCCAAUCGCGCCCACGGCUACCAGAGUAAAGCCGAGAAAUGCGUUCCCUAAUUUCCGGCUCGCCCGGAGUUGCCGAAGAAGGACGGAACUCGUCGCUCGAAGGGGUUGGUACUCGCGGUACUCGCGGUACUCGCCGGUACGGUUCGUGGUACACUGGGCCUGA
This is a messenger RNA of Parathielavia appendiculata, 462 nucleotides long. RefSeq lists its product as uncharacterized. The coding region runs from base 1 to 462 and encodes 153 amino acids. The transcript is spliced from 4 exons. Lineage: Eukaryota; Fungi; Ascomycota; Sordariomycetes; Sordariales; Chaetomiaceae. The record is from RefSeq and is a predicted model, not a curated record.